AUGGAGCGGGGCAUGAGAGACCUGAAGCUGGAGCCGGGGCGGGACGAGAAGGUGGGGCGCGGCGGGCGCAAGAACCUGCGGUUCCGGGCGCAGGGCGAGGACAGCACCAUCUACGAGAAGUUCCGGAAGGUCGAGCGCAAGAACAACAAGGAGGACGUGGCGUUCAUCAUCAAGUGCCUGAACAAGCACUUCAUCUUCUACUCGCUGAUGGAGGACGUGCACGCCAUCGAGUACCUGAUCGACCACCUGUUCUACUGCGAGAUCAAGGCCGGCGACCUCAUCAUCAAGCAGGGCGACAACGCCUCCUCCUUCUUCAUCCUGCACACCGGCAAGAUCGAGGUCCUGGUCAACGGCGCCCCAAGAAGGAGUGCGGCCGGGCGACGGGCUGGCGAGCUGGCCCUGCUGUACAACGCCGAGCGGAGCGCCAGCUGCCGCGCCCUGGAGAACUGCUCGCUGUGGGGCAUCGACCGCACCACCUUCCGCAAGAUCGUCGAGGAGAUCAACACCAAGCUCUACAAGGAGAACCGCAAGUUCAUAAACGACGUGAAGUUCUUCGAGAACCUCUCGACCGGCGAGAAGGACGACAUCACCAACCUGCUGAUCAAGGAGCGGUUCGUGAAGGGGCAGCCGAUCGUCCACGAGGGCGACCCCGCCUCUUCCUUCUACAUCAUCAAGUCGGGCGAGGUCAAGAUCGUCAGCAAGGGCAAGGAGGUGGCCCGGCUGAAGGAGGGCGAGUACUUCGGGGAGAACGGGCUCAUGCAGGAGAACCAGGUGCGCAGCAUGAGCGUGGUGGCCGACCGCGAGACCAUCCUGCUCAGCCUCGGCCGGGACAGCGUCACCCGCGUGCUGGGCAGCAACAUCCAGGUCAUCAUCUUCCGCAACAAGAUCCGCAACAUCCUCGGCAAGGACUGCAUCUUCUUCGUGCUCGACGGGGAGGUGGCCCGCAACGGCGAGAAGCUGGACCACCGCAACAUCUUCUUCGGGGAGGAGUCGCUGGAGGCCUCGAAGGCCGGGCUGAAGUACGACUACAAGGUGGAGUUCCUGAAGCGGGGGCAGGUGGCGAGCAUCCCCUUCAAGAGCCUGAACGGGAUCGUGGGGGGCAGCUUCGAGGAGGCGGUGAGCAAGACGCAGAAGACGGAGAACCUGCAGGCGCAGCAGCAGAAGGAGGCGCAGCUGAAGCGGGAGGGGAUGGCGGACGCGCAGCUGUCGGACUUCGUGUGCCUGAAGAAGCUGGGGUUCGGGCAGUUCGGGUCGGUGUUCCUGGUGGCCUCGCGGAAGAACAAGGAGGUGUUCGCGCUGAAGUGCAUCAGCAAGGCGCAGAUCAUCGACAGCAAGCUGGAGAAGCACCUGGACCAGGAGCGGCAGGUGCUCGAGCAGGUCAACUUCCCCUUCAUCCUGCACUACGUCCGCUCCUUCAAGGACGAGUACAACAUCUACUUCCUCCUCGAGUUCAUCCGCGGCCUCGAGCUGUUCGACGUCAUCCGCGAAAUCGGGCUGCUGCACGUGGCCGACUCGCAGUUCUACAUCGCCUCCAUGCUGCUCUGCAUCGAGUACCUGCACGCCCACGGCAUCAUCUACCGCGACCUCAAGCCCGAAAACAUCCUGAUCGACGCCAAGGGCUACCUGCGCCUCAUCGACAUGGGCACCUGCAAGGUCAUGGCGCGCAAGGGCACGCCCAAGACCUACACCAUCAUCGGCACGCCCCACUACAUGGCCCCCGAGGUGCUCGCCGGCAAGGGGUACACCUUCUCGGUGGACCUGUGGUCGGUGGGGGUCUGCCUCUACGAGUUCAUCAGCGGCUACGUGCCCUACGGCGAGGAGGCCGAGGACCCCUACGAGAUCUACGACGACAUCAUGAAAAAGCCCCUGACCUUCCCCAACUACGUGAACGACAAGAAGGGCAAGACCUUCAUCGAGCAGCUGCUGAACAAGUUCCCCGAGGCGCGGUCGGGCGGGUCUCGCCGCCUCAAGGCCCACGCCUGGUUCGCAGGGUUCGACUGGGACGACCUCAUCGCCGAGAAGAUCAAGCCGCCCUUCAUCAUCCCCGAAAGUAAGCUCAUCAAGAUCGCCUCUGUCGAAGGCAUGCUCAAGACCGGCAAGUCCGUCAUCGACGAAAUCAAGGGCGACAGCGGCCUCAAGAAGCCUGGCCUCCGCAAGGACCUCGACCCCGCCUGGGACAAGGCCUAUUGA
Molecule: messenger RNA, 2190 nt
Organism: Hippocampus zosterae (dwarf seahorse)
Lineage: Eukaryota; Metazoa; Chordata; Actinopteri; Syngnathiformes; Syngnathidae
Product: cGMP-dependent protein kinase-like
Biological process (GO): signal transduction; peptidyl-serine phosphorylation
Cellular component (GO): cAMP-dependent protein kinase complex
Molecular function (GO): cAMP-dependent protein kinase activity; cGMP-dependent protein kinase activity; ATP binding
Source: RefSeq, a predicted model, not a curated record